Gadus chalcogrammus (walleye pollock) is the source of this 1193-nucleotide messenger RNA. RefSeq names its product ras-related GTP-binding protein C-like. Lineage: Eukaryota; Metazoa; Chordata; Actinopteri; Gadiformes; Gadidae. The record is from RefSeq and is a predicted model, not a curated record. Gene Ontology annotation, cellular component: Gtr1-Gtr2 GTPase complex; lysosome; nucleus. The transcript has 5 exons. Gene Ontology annotation, biological process: cellular response to amino acid stimulus; cellular response to starvation; positive regulation of TOR signaling. Gene Ontology annotation, molecular function: GTP binding; GTPase activity. The coding region runs from base 333 to 1193 and encodes 286 amino acids.
GGGGGCGUGGCGUCGCCAGGGCGGAAGUGUUCUAACUUGUGAUCUGUGUUGUUUUUUUUAGAUAUUCCCCUGUUCUCCUCCACUUACUAAUCCGUAUUAUCUAACCCCACCGCAUUGUCUGAACGAACCCCCUCGGGCGGUCACAUUGGGUAUGUAACGCCAGGCUUACAUACUUAACCCCUGCGCGUCAUGUUCAUACGUCGGAGCAAGUCAGUGCAACUCAAAAGUUCACCAGGAAUGAAUAUCUCACUCUCUAGGCGUUGAUCAAAAUAACAUAGUUUAACUCAGAUCGGCCAUCUAAGCGAGGAUCGGGGUUACAGGACCAGUGAAACAUGUCUAUCCAGUACGGGGAGCCAGACAUGGCUGGGAGCUACGGGGUGGUGGACUCGUUCCCCAAAGACUUCGGCUACGGGGGCGACGAGGCGGGCAUCGACGAUGACAGCUCGGCGUCAGCUGACACCCAGCCCAGGAUACUGCUCAUGGGGCUUCGCCGGAGCGGCAAGUCCUCCAUCCAGAAGGUCGUCUUCCACAAGAUGUCGCCCAACGAGACGCUCUUCUUGGAGAGCACCAACAAGAUCCACAAGGACGACCUCUCGGGAAGCUCCUUCGUCAACUUCCAGAUCUGGGACUUCCCCGGACAGGUGGACUUCUUUGACCCCACGUUUGACGACGAGAUGAUCUUCACGGGCACCGGAGCCCUCAUCUUCGUCAUCGAUGCCCAGGACGACUACGUGGAGGCCCUGGGGCGGCUGCACGGGACGGUGUCGCGGGCGUACCGCGUCAACCCCCACAUCAACUUCGAGGUGUUCAUCCACAAGGUGGACGGCCUGUCGGACGACCACAAGAUCGAGACCCAGAGGGACGUGUACCAGCGGGCCAAUGACGACCUGGCCGACGUGGGGCUGGAGAAGCUCCACCUCAGCUUCUAUCUGACCAGUAUCUAUGACCACUCCAUAUUCGAGGCCUUCAGCAAAGUGGUCCAGAAGCUCCUCCCCCAGCUGCCCACUCUGGAGAACCUCCUGAACAUCUUCAUCUCUGUGAGGUUCGGCGAUGGGAAGUAUGUGUCCUUCCAGGAGCGUCAGUGGCACCAGCCCUGCUUCAAGUGCUCCCGCUGCAGCGUGUCGCUGGUGGGCGCCGGCUUCUUCCCCGACAGAGACCAGAUCCUCUGCUCGGACUGCAACAGCGACGAAUGA